This is a messenger RNA of Vitis riparia (riverbank grape), 3674 nucleotides long. Its product is annotated as receptor like protein 21-like. NCBI's taxonomy places the organism in Eukaryota, Viridiplantae, Streptophyta, Magnoliopsida, Vitales, Vitaceae. Gene Ontology annotation, molecular function: protein binding. Bases 2 to 3565 code for a protein of 1187 amino acids. The record is from RefSeq and is a predicted model, not a curated record. The transcript is spliced from 11 exons.
AAUGGAGAGUUUGUCAUCUAAAUAUUUGAUGUGGGUUUUUAUAUUACUCUUGGUUCAAAUAUGUGGAUGCAAAGGUUGCAUCGAAGAAGAGAAGAUGGGUUUGCUUGAAUUCAAGGCUUUUCUUAAAUUGAAUGAUGAGCAUGCAGAUUUUCUUCUCCCUUCAUGGAUAGAUAACAACACUAGUGAAUGUUGUAAUUGGGAGCGGGUUAUUUGCAAUCCCACCACAGGUCGAGUUAAGAAGCUUUUCUUCAAUGAUAUAACGCGACAACAAAAUUUCUUGGAAGACGAUUGGUACUAUUAUGAAAAUGUCAAAUUCUGGUUACUAAAUGUCUCCCUAUUCCUUCCUUUUGAAGAACUUCACCAUCUAAACUUGUCAGCAAACUCAUUUGAUGGGUUUAUUGAGAAUGAAGGAUUUAAAGGGUUAUCAAGUUUAAAGAAAUUGGAGAUCUUGGACAUAAGUGGUAAUGAGUUUGACAAAAGUGCCUUAAAAUCUUUGGGCACAAUAACAUCACUCAAGACAUUGGCUAUUUGCAGCAUGGGACUGAAUGGAUCUUUUUCCAUUCGAGAAUUAGCUAGUUUGAGAAAUUUGGAAGUGUUGGAUCUAAGCUAUAAUCAUUUGGAAAGCUUUCAACUAUUGCAAGAUUCGAAGAGCUUGUCCAUAUUCAAAAAGCUCGAGACCUUGAACCUCAAUCACAACGAGUUCAAAAACACUAGCCUACAACAAUUGAAUAUAUUUACAUCCCUUAAAAAUCUUUCUCUAAGAUGGAACUAUGUUAGAGGAUUUUUUCCGAUCCAAGAAUUAUGCACUCUAGAAAACUUGGUGAUGUUGGACCUAAGUGGGAAUUUCUUUAUUGGCAUGCAAGGUUUUAAAAGUUUGCCUAAGCUGAAAAAGCUGAAAAUCUUAAAUCUUGAUUUGAAUGGGUUCAACAAGACCAUUAUAAAACAGUUGAGUGGACUCACAUCCCUUAAAACACUAGUUGUAAGCAACAACGAUAUUGAGGGACUUUUUCCUUCCCAAGAAUUAUCUAUUUUUGGAAACUUGAUGACACUGGAUUUAAGCUGGAAUAGAUUCAAUGGCUCCCUAUCAAUCCAAGAUUUUGCAAGCUUAAGCAAUUUGGAGGUAUUGGAUUUGAGUGGUAAUUCAUUUAGUGGGAUCGUUCCAUCGUCUAUAAGAUUGUUGUCUUCUCUCAAGUCUUUAUCUCUGGCUGGAAAUCACCUCAACGGUUCCUUACCAAAUCAAGUUUUUGCAAGCUUAAGCAAUUUGGAGAUACUAGAUUUGAGUUCUAAUUCCUUAAGUGAGAUUAUUCCAUCAUCUAUAAGAUUGAUGUCUCAUCUCAAGUCUUUAUCCCUGGCCGGAAAUCACCUCAAUGGUUCUUUACAAAAUCAAGGUUUCUGCCAAUUGAAUAAGCUUCAAGAGUUAGAUCUUUCUUACAACUUAUUCCAAGGGAUCCUUCCUCCAUGUUUGAAUAAUUUGACAUCUCUGAGGUUAUUGGAUCUCUCUGCCAACCUAUUCUCCGGAAAUCUUUCUUCCCCUUUAUUACCUAAUCUCACAUCCCUAGAGUACAUCGAUCUCAAUCACAAUCAGUUUGAGGGUUCAUUCUCUUUCAGCUCUUUUGCUAAUCACUCCAAGCUUCAAGUGGUCAUACUUGGAAGUGAUAACAACAAAUUUGAGGUAGAAACUGAAUAUCCAGUUGGUUGGGUUCCCCUGUUUCAGUUGAAGGCUCUCUUUCUAUCCAACUGUAAGCUCACCGGUGACCUUCCUGGUUUUCUUCAAUACCAAUUCAGGUUAGUGGGGGUUGAUCUCUCACAUAAUAACUUGACAGGAAGUUUUCCCAAUUGGCUGCUUGAAAACAAUACGAGACUAAAAUCUCUAGUUCUGAGGAAUAACUCUUUAAUGGGUCAAUUACUUCCCUUGGGACGUAAUACCCGUAUUAAGUCAUUGGAUAUCUCACACAAUCAGUUGGAUGGACAACUUCAAGAAAAUGUGGCCCAUAUGAUUCCAAAUAUGGAAUAUCUAAAUUUAUCCAACAAUGGUUUUGAGGGUAUUCUCCCAUCCUCAAUAGCUGAACUAAGAGCCUUAUGGAUUUUGGAUUUGUCUACCAAUAAUUUCUCUGGAGAAGUACCAAAGCAAUUGCUUGCAGCAAAAGAUUUGAGGUUUUUGAAAUUAUCAAAUAAUAAAUUUCAUGGUGAAAUAUUUUCAAGGGACUUUAACUUGACUUGGUUGGAGUAUUUGUAUUUGGGCAAUAAUCAGUUCACGGGAACUCUGUCAAAUGUAAUCUGCAGAAGCUCUGGGUUGAGCGUGUUGGAUGUGAGCAACAACUACAUGUCAGGUGAAAUUCCAAGUUGGAUAGGUAACAUGACAUUAUUGGGAACAUUGGUCAUGGGCAACAAUAAUUUUAAAGGCAAAUUGCCACCUGAGAUUUCUCAAUUGCAACAGAUGGUGUUUCUUGACGUUUCUCAAAAUGCUCUUUCAGGAUCUCUUCCUUCUUUGAAGAGCAUGGAGUAUUUAGAGCAUCUACAUUUGCAAGGGAACAUGUUUACAGGAUUAAUACCCAGAGAUUUUCUCAAUUCCUCAAAUCUAUUGACUUUGGAUAUUAGAGAAAACGGGUUAUUUGGAAGUAUUCCCAAUUCAAUCUCUACACUUUUGAAGCUAAGGAUUCUUUUGCUGGGAGGAAACCUUUUAAGUGGUUUUAUUCCAAAUGAUCUUUGUCAUUUGACUGAAAUAAGGCCAAUUCCCAGAUGCUUUGUCCAUAUCCGAUUUGGGGAGAUGAAAAAGGAGGACAACGUGUUUGGAAAUUUCAUUGAAAAUGCGUAUGGAUUGAAUUCUCAUAUUGUAUAUGCAGGUUACUUGGUGAAAUAUUGGUGGUUCACAAGUCCAGUAUAUAAUGAAAAAGAUGAAGUUGAGUUUGUCACCAAGAACAGGCGUGACUCCUACAAAGGUGGCAUCCUUGAAUUCAUGUCUGGAUUGGACUUAUCAUGUAACAACUUGACAAGUGAAAUACCUCAUGAGCUUGGAAUGCUAAGUUGGAUUCGUGCAUUGAACUUGUCUCACAAUCAAUUGAAUGGCUCCAUUCCAAAGAGUUUCUCCAAUCUUUCUCAAAUAGAGAGCUUAGACCUUUCUUAUAAUAAAUUGGGUGGAGAAAUUCCUCUAGAGCUAGUUGAACUCAAUUUUUUAGAGGUGUUUAGUGUGGCUUACAACAACUUCUCUGGUAAAGUUCCAGAUACCAAAGCACAAUUUGGGACAUUUGAUGAAAGGAGCUAUGAAGGUAAUCCUUUCCUUUGUGGGGAACUAUUAAAGAGGAAAUGCAACACAAGUAUUGAGUCACCAUGCGCACCAUCACAGUCUUUGGAAAGUGAGGCAAAAUGGUAUGAUAUCAAUCAUGUUGUUUUCUUUGCAAGUUUUACUACUUCAUAUAUCAUGAUCUUGUUAGGAUUUGUUACCAUCCUUUACAUCAAUCCUUAUUGGCGUCAUAGAUGGUUCAAUUUUAUCGAGGAAUGUAUAUAUUCCUGCUAUUAUUUUGUUUUUGAUAGUCUUUCCAAGUUAUCGGCAUAUUUGUAUAAUUAGAUACUUUUAAUUGGAUGAUAUUUGCAUAAUUAACUACUAUUUGUUUCCAUGGGAUAGAAAGAAAUGGGAUGUAUAAUGCUAUGAGCUGAAACUUACAUACUUUGCUCAA